This is a messenger RNA of Owenia fusiformis, 1585 nucleotides long. The record is from the annotation of a GenBank genome assembly. Lineage: Eukaryota; Metazoa; Annelida; Polychaeta; Sabellida; Oweniidae.
CGGCUGGCAGAAAUUGAAAAAUCGAAAAAUAAUUUUUUCCUUGUUUAAUUGCUUUUCUUGGUCUUUUAUCCCGCGAGAUAACUGAAAAUCAUGUGAUAACUGAUGGCUGCCAAAUACUCCAAGCUGGCGCAGGACGAUAAAGACUUUGUCACGGUGGACUUUGGCUCUGCAUUUUCAUAUGGGUCCACCACUGACUAUAGUAAGACCACAGACUAUAGUAAGACCACAGACUAUGGCUUCUCCGGUCAAAAUCAUCGUCAAGGUGGCAAAUACAACUCUGCCUUUACAUAUACAAGAUCUCAUAAAGAAGACUUAGAGGAAACCGUUGAACAAGAAUGCAUUCACAGAUAUUGUUUCCACGUCAUAGUAAUCGUUUGUCAAAUUCUGAUUCUCGUUACUUUCCCAAUAUCUGGAUGGUUUGCAAUAAAGAAAGUGAAAACUGAUGAGAGGUACAUUAUAUUCAGACUGGGGCGCUUAAUUGGCAGCAAAGGACCUGGGUACAUUUUUGUCAUUCCUGUCGUUGAUUCAUUCAGUAAAGUGGAAGUCAAGUCGAAGUUGUUCAAUGUGCCUCCGCAGAUAGUUCAUACAGAAGAUGGGGCCAUAGUUGAAUUAGGGGCUGAAAUAUACUUCCACGUUGAGGAUGUCAUCAAAUCAGUCACAUGUGUACGAGAUCUACAACAUGCUACGCGAAUGAUCGCAAAAACCACAAUAGCACGUCAACUCCAAAAAUGUGAAUUAGAUGACGUAGAAUCUCAUAAAAGUAACCUGAACCUCUCUCUGCAAGUUGAGAUGAAUGAAAUGACCAAAAGAUGGGGAGUGGCUCUUGAAAGGGUAACUUUAUCUGAUGUUAAAGUUCUUCAAAAACCGCAGGAGAAUAAUUUUGUAAAGGAUUUGUUCGGUGGACCUCAAGCUGCCCAGAAUGCACAGGGGCUCAUGGCGACAUUAUUUUCUGGCGUCAACCCCCCAGCACCAGCUAACUUAGCAUCUCCAGGAACUAGUCAACCAAAUGGUGGAGCCUCUACAAGUGGAGUCUCGGACCCCUCGGCACCAUCACAAGUCAUGAACCCAAGGAUGUUAGUGAGGAUAAUAAAUUCAUCUCUUACAGAGGGUCUUGUUCGAAAUAUAGGAGCCACAUACUGUUUUGAAGUCAGUGGAAAAGAUGGUGGCUUGUUUUAUCUAGAUCUUAAAACAGGAAGUGGAUCUGCUGGAGAGGGAGUGCCACCUUUUGGCAAAGCAGACGCAACAUUGACAUUAGACUCGGAAGACUUGGAGCUUAUGUUUAGAGGACAAUUAAAGCCGUUCCAGGCAUACAUGAGUGGACGCCUGAGAGUUUCCGGUGAUCUGAGUGCAGCUAUGCAGCUUGAGGAGCUUGUAACGAUGAUAGUAGGACAGAAUAGCCAGAGAACUUAAUUUAUGUUCUGUAACAACCCUGAAUUGCAAGUUGCUACUACAGCUCAGGUGUGGUGGAUUAUGCCCCCUGGCUCAGUGGUAGAACAUCAGAAUUUGAACCAGAAGAUCCAGAGUUCAAUUUCCACAUGGGGCCUUGAAUUUAGGACACUCUUUUAUGUCUUAUCUGGCUUGUUAC